Molecule: messenger RNA, 4666 nt
Organism: Carassius auratus (goldfish)
Lineage: Eukaryota; Metazoa; Chordata; Actinopteri; Cypriniformes; Cyprinidae
Gene: asic1c
Product: acid-sensing (proton-gated) ion channel 1c
Exons: 12
Coding region: 132-1832 (566 amino acids)
Biological process (GO): sodium ion transmembrane transport
Cellular component (GO): plasma membrane
Molecular function (GO): ligand-gated sodium channel activity
Source: RefSeq, a predicted model, not a curated record
UAUUAAAGCUUAAUGAAUUAAACUAAUUUGAUUAAUGUGAUCAUUAGCCUCGGGAUCAUGUUUCUACAUCGAGACCAAAUGCAUGAUGCAUCUUGAAACUUUGCAGCCAAGGUUCAGAGUUUAACAACACUAUGGAGGAUUUGUCUGCGUCCAAUCAGGAGGCAAUAAACAAAGACUCUCUGAUGGAUGAUGCCAAGAGAAGCGCCAGCCGGCAAAGACUCAGAAUGACUUUAACCCACAGCGUUAAGGAUGCAACGGCCGCGUUUGUUCUUAGAACAAAAGUCCACGGGCUAAAGCAUGCAUUCUCACCACACAAAUCUAAAAGCCAACACUUGUUUUGGCUCUUGGCUAUUUUUGUCUGCUUGGGGCUCCUCUUCACAUGGUCGAGGAAUCGAAUCCUGUAUCUUCUUUCCUACCCGGCCGUGACCAAGAUCUACAUGGUUUGGUCUCACAACAUGACGUUUCCAGCCAUUACUUUCUGCAACCAGAACCUCCUCCGCGUAUCCAGCCUCACCAAAGCUGACCUCUACCACAGCGGCUACUGGAUGGACAUCAUGCACCUGAACCACACGGUCAACCGUCAGAGCGUUUCCAUGCUCAAACUCAGUCGACACCGCGAGAGGAUGCUACACCUUCUGGACUUCUCCAACUACAGCCCGCCUCCUGACCACCAGCACAACACCACAGAGAUGAUUGACAGGCUGGGCCACCAAUUAGAAGACAUGCUGCUGGACUGCAGAUUCCGGGGAGAAAACUGCACUCACAAGAACUUCACCCCUAUUUACACAAGAUAUGGGAAAUGUUACACGUUCAACUCUGGUCUGGAUGGAAACCCCUUGUUGACAACUUUAAAAGGCGGAACAGGAAAUGGGCUGGAAAUCAUGCUGGACAUUCAACAGGAUGAGUACUUACCGGUUUGGGGUGACACAGAUGAAACCUCGUACGAGGCGGGCAUCAAAGUUCAGAUCCACAGCCAGGAUGAGCCGCCCUUCAUAGAUCAGCUGGGAUUUGGUGUGGCCCCUGGUUUUCAAACUUUUGUGUCUUGUCAGCAACAACUGCUCCAGUAUCUUCCUCCACCGUGGGGCGACUGCAGAUCUGAACCGAUGGACUCUGAAUACUUCUCCACUUACAGCAUCACGGCCUGUCGCAUCGACUGUGAGACCCGCUACCUGCUAGAAAACUGCAACUGCAGAAUGGUGCAUAUGCCAGGCACUUCCACCGUCUGCACACCUGAACAGUACAAAGACUGUGCUGAUCCAGCUUUAGAUUUUCUAGUGGAGAAGGACAACGAUUACUGCGUUUGCGAAACGCCGUGCAACAUGACUCGAUACGGUAAAGAGCUGUCCAUGGUGAAAAUACCCAGCAAGGCUUCGGCCAAAUAUCUCGCCAAGAAGUUCAACAAAACUGAACAGUAUAUUGGGGACAACAUAUUGGUGUUGGAUAUCUUUUUUGAAGCUCUGAACUAUGAGAAAAUUGAACAAAAGAAAGCAUAUGAAGUGGCUGGAUUACUUGGUGACAUUGGUGGUCAGAUGGGUCUGUUUAUUGGAGCCAGUGUCUUGACAAUAUUGGAGAUAUUCGAUUAUUUGUAUGAGGUUUUUAAGGACAAAGUGCUGGGACCUUUCCUACGUAAGAGACGGCCACAACGUAGCACUAGUGACAAUCUGGAUUUCCCCGAGAAUCCCACCAGCCCUGGUGUCACGCCUAACCAUGUCCCCAGCUUUCAAGAUGGAGAUGAUGUUUUGCAGAAGUCCAGAGCACAUGUGACACACUCCGGAGUCACUCGGACAGUCUCGGAUUCGCGCCGAACGUGCUACCUAGUCACCCGGCUAUAGGCAACUUCGAGGAAUUCGCUUGUUGAUGACAACAGGCGACGGGACCACAAAGGGACGGUUUGGGAUAUGACGGAAAACUGUGAAAUAUAUAUCAAAUAGACUCCAAAAGAAGUGUAAGUCCACGAAAAUGUACAUGUUAAAUAGUUAAAAAACGAAACAAAAAACACCUGAUUAGAAUCAGUAUAUCAUCAUCAAGUACAAAUAGGCAACACUUCCGAAACCAAACUCAGGUUUUAUUAACAUCACAGCCACUGUUUUUUGUUUUGUUUUGUUUUUGACAUUGUGGAAAAUCCUGGUAGAUUUCAUGCUAUUUCUUUUCAGGUGAUUUCAAAUGAACAAAUACUGUGACGGUAUUUCAUAGAGAUUAUUUCAGUAUUUCCAAGAGAGUAUUAUUUUUUUUUUUCUCUGUGCUUUUCUGAAUCCUGUACAAACACUGUGGGCCUAAUUAGAUCAAGCCGCCUUAAACAAAUCUGAAAAAUAAUAUUUGCACAAAAAUUGUUAUAGAUACAGUCGGUUUGGCCGAGGUUUAAAUCUAUUUUGGCAUUUCUUUUGUACAAAAACCAUGUGAGCUUUAACCACGUUUUGACUGAACUCAGCCCUGCGAUAGUACUCGAAAAUAUGUAAUCAUUUAAAAUGUUUGUCUCUGUUCAUAUUUUGUUUAUAUAAGUGCAAUAAUAUGCAUAAUGUGUUAAUGUUACCGUAUAUUACCUUCAAGUCUUAAUUAUUAGCUGUCAGGUAAACAGAAGCCACCUGAGUUACCAGCAAUUUGCUUUUCAUGUCGUUUUAUUCCAACGCGCUGAUGUUACUCUUAUUUAUUUUGAUUUCCAUCCACUAGGCUGUGAUGAGAUGGGAUGUUAUUGAAUGAUGCAUUAUAUGUGUAAUAUUCAUAAGUUUCACUUAUCCAAUCCCACAUGUGAAUCCAUUCAUCAGAUUGUCUCCUCCGAGAGUUAUUUCAUUAGUGGCAAAGACUGUAUGCGAUGUGUUGAUGUUAAAGUCAAAUCAUCAGUCGCUGAAAAGCUCUUGACUUGACGAGUUUCAUGCUUGCAUUAAUUAUAAUGAACAUUAAAAAUAGACCACAGUUCCACAUCCACUAGGAAAUAUUCAAUUAUUUUAGAUGAUACAGUUGAAAAACUAGACACAUUACUCGAAAACUGUUUGAUUUUGAUUAUUUUAUGUUUUGGGGGUCUACCUUGAAGUUACAGGUGUAUUCCUUCUUCUAGCAUGAACUGCUCAUAUAUACAUGUUUAUAUAUAUAUAGCCCAAAAAGUAUCUGGACACUUAAAAGUAAAAGUUAACCUAAAAUGAGUUUUUUCCUUCAUCAGAACAGAUUUGAAGAAAUGAAGCAUUCAAUCACUUGCUCACCAAUGGAUCCUCUGCAGUGAAUGGGUGCCGUCAGAAUGAGAGACCAAACAGCUGAUAAAAACAUUGCUUCAAACAGUUGCUUCCAGCCAAAAUAUGAGUUUAAUAUUGCUUUCUCCAGUGAAAAAGUUGCCUGUCUGAUUUAGGAGAGAAAUAUGCAUAGAUCAAGCACCGUAACAAGUGAAAACAGUCCAAAAACAUGUUGGUGAGACAACAGGAGAUGGACUUGAACUUGACAACUUGACAACUGGAGCAAUGAUCUUGAUUAUGAAUUAUGAUUAUGAACUCGUAUUUUGGUUUCAAGUUAGAACAUCAUUAUGAUGUAUGUGUUUUUUACAAACAUGCAGCAUUUCAUUUCACAGGAUGUUAAUUGAUGGACUGUAGAUUAUGGUGAUGUUUUUAUCAGCUGUUGAACUCUCAUUCUGGCGGCACCCAUUCACUACAGAGGAUCUAUUGGCGAUCAAGUGAUGUAAUGCUAAAUUUCUCAAAAUCUGAUCUAAAACAAAACAAAACAAAAAAUCUCAUCUGUAUCUUGAAUGGCAAAUUUUAAUUUCUGGGUGAACUGUUCAUUUAAAAAAAAUGUCUGAAAGUCUUUGCUUUAGAUAAAAAUGAUCAAACCAAGCGGCAUUCAUUUGAAAGAAACAUAGCACAAGCACACUUUCAAAGCAAAACAUUUCACAAACUGAGGUUGUUAGGUGUCAAAUGGUAACAGAUAUAUUGCACAACAUGAAGACAAUGGAUCAUCAUUCGUGUGAUGAACUACAAAAAUCCUCAGUAUUAUAAAUAGCUUGGAAAAAUCUAUUUAGUUAUAAUGCAGUGGUAUUUUUGAGUGUCCAGGUACGUUUUGGGGCACGUCAGCUUCACUACAGUACAUUGCAAUAUGGUAAAAGGCAAGAUAUCAUCUUCAUUUAUGUUUUCUGCACUCAGCUAAUGUAUUAUUGUAUUGUUUUAUAUAAACUACAAUGGGAUUUCUAGUACAGAUAUCACAAUUUUAAAACAGAGAGUUGUGACAUGUAAAUGAUCCAGUAUAAUAAACAAUAUAUUUAACCAUCUCUUAACAUGUUGUCUGUCUGUUGAUUCUGUAUGUAAUCCAGUGCUGCUUUUGUCCAAUUAUAUGUAGAUGUUUUGUUGUCCUAGUCAUGUGCCUAUAAAAUAUAUAUAUAUAAAACAUAUAUAUUACAUACAUAUUAAAAUUUUACAUGCAACAUAGAUAAAGUCAUAGAAAUUAAUAGCUACACAAAGUAUUGUGAUCCUAAAAUUCAAGUGUCCUUGCAAUCUCUGUCAUGCUCGAAUAGUCGAUUGUUUCCUACAGCGGCGACUAGUGGUUGAAGUAGUCGAUCACUCCACUAGUCUAUGGAAGCCUUUAUAUAUACACACACACAUACAUAUAUAUAUUUGAGCUUUGCUCCAAUUACCAAAAUGUUUUAAUGAAUAAAUCUUGUAAUUUUUGUAUUUUUAUUUUAAUGAAUAAAUCU